Molecule: messenger RNA, 802 nt
Organism: Geodia barretti
Lineage: Eukaryota; Metazoa; Porifera; Demospongiae; Tetractinellida; Geodiidae
Source: the annotation of a GenBank genome assembly
GCGCUGUGAUGGAACAGCAUGUCCGGUCCACCGACCCCUAGCCCUGUAUAAUACCGCGCACACGCGCUGUGGCUUUGCCAAGAUACCGCUAAACAAGGUGCGGACGACUGCGGAGAGUGUCGCUAUAGUUGGGAGGGGCUCCUCGGACGGCAGGAGUCACCGCAUUUGCGUCUUAUCGUUCGGGAUUAGCAUCAGAGCUCCAGAGAAGUAGCCAUCAUUUCCACUUAUCCACACCAGCUGUUCAAUAUGAAGUGCCUACCCCUCUACCUCCUCCUCUUGCUCCCUCUUGCAAGGGCAGGAUAUUUUGUCGAGGCCAACUUUCUCUGGUACAACAACUCCCUGGACUCAUAUCCGUCCCCCAGCGGUGAUGAAGGUUGCUGCUUUUCACAGAGAAACUGCUCUGAGGAUUGUGUCACUCAGCAGCGCAUCUGCUUCAAGGACUAUGAAUCCGUCAAUAACAUAUCUGAUGAUACUCUCAGUGGCACUGGGUGCAUCGGUGGUGGUAUUAUGCCACGGGCAACUCUUUCCAAGCCGUGGAGUACAUUGACUACUCCGAGCCACCUCUCGACAUGAAAAGACAGAACAAUCCAACGAUGAUAAGCAGCAAAAUUCCUAGGAAGACUUCAGUUGUUCAUCAGAGUUGCAAUAGGGAUGUACAUAGUAGAGUACUUUCAAUUGGACUUUGAAUUGAAUGUAAACGACCCUCCAAUGACCUAACACUAAACGGCAGCUUUUAUGGCUCAUACAUGACCUUUGCCCUUCGUCUCACGCUGACCUGCUGCCAUUCUAUGAGACAACUGCA